Messenger RNA from Cylindrotheca closterium, 1092 nucleotides. NCBI's taxonomy places the organism in Eukaryota, Bacillariophyta, Bacillariophyceae, Bacillariales, Bacillariaceae. The record is from the annotation of a GenBank genome assembly.
AUGUAUCGAACCAUCCGAAAACGAAUCCAGCCCAUUGCAAGUAAUAAUAAUAAUAAUAAUGAUAAUCAUAAUGACACUCAAGAUGACAACGAUGACACCGAUGUUCCCUUUGAUGAGAGAAUAAACCAAAAAGUAGUCAAGAAGGAACCAGAAAUGAAAUCGGAAUCCUUGUGUCGGCCACGGUCGAUUGAUUUGUUGGCCUUACGACAACGACAAAAGCAGAAGCAGAAGCAAAGGGAAGGAGUGGCCAUUGCGAGGGCUUCGACUUAUAAUGCAGAAUCGACGUAUUCUCCAAGAAGAACACGAGCGGGCCUCAUUUCUCGAACGGCAGCGGCGAGCAAUCGAGACCAGACGACUCCGGACCUUGUCCCACCAGAGACAGCGACAACAACAACAACGACGACAUUGAAAACAACAGUCAUCUAUACUCCACUUCCAACAAGGUCCGAAACACCCAAGAACAAACCAGAUUCUACCGCACAAGAUGAUGCUUCCAAUGUGGUGCAAGAGAACAAUGAUGAUUCUUCUUCUUCCUCUUUUUGCAGUAACUAUACCUCGGACGAUGAUGACUAUACUUCCUCCUUUGGGUCGGGCGUCUCGUCACUGUCUGGUGUCUUUGCGGACCUGCAAAGUUCGAAUUAUGAUGAUGAUACUACCAAGUUGUUGGAGGAUGCCUCGCACUUGCAGCAAGAAGGAGAAACCACGUUGGGGGAUAAUACGACGCAACAUGAUUCCAUGGAAACCGAUGUGUCGGAUGACGAGGAUGACAAUUGUGAUAUUCAUGAUGAGGAAUACACAAGCUUUCGAAGGAACAACAAUAAUGCAAAUUGUCGAAUGAUGUGUUUUGUGGAUGACGCCUCGGACAGCGUUGGUUUGGAAGACUUUCUCGACACGGAUACAAAUCGCCACAGAGAAAAACAACAACGACACAAAAGUCAUUGGAAAAAGAAGCAAGUGACGCUGGAACCCGAGAAACCAAAAUCAUCUCUUUCCUAUGUUUGCGAAUCAUUGGAUUGCCUUGGACUAUGGAAAGGUUUGUGCUGGGGGAACGAAGAUGCUACCGUUGGACUCACUGCUGAGGUCGAGGGUUAA